This is a messenger RNA of Lachancea nothofagi CBS 11611, 1557 nucleotides long. NCBI's taxonomy places the organism in Eukaryota, Fungi, Ascomycota, Saccharomycetes, Saccharomycetales, Saccharomycetaceae. The record is from the annotation of a GenBank genome assembly.
AUGUCGCUCUACGAAUACAAACACCCGAUCAUCAACAAGGAGCUGGUGACAGGGCCGGACGCGGCAUCGCGCAAGCAGUUCCCGACGCUGGAGGCGUGGUACGACGUGGUCAACGACUACGAGUUCCAGGCGCGGUGCCCGGUGAUCCUGAAGAACUCGCACCGCAACAAGCACUUCACGUUCGCGUGCCAUCUCAAGUCGUGCCCGUUCAAGGUGCUGCUGAGCUAUUCGGGCCACAACAAGGACGGGCCGUUCGAGUCUGCGAAGGGCGAGGACGACGAGGACGACGAGGACGAGGACGAGGUGGAUGUGGGCGACGACGGCGAGCCACGCCAGCGCCACCAGCACCACCAGCACCACCAGCACCUCCAGCACCAUCAGCACGACGCCGGCGACGACGUUAGUGCGGCCAUUGCAGCCGCGGUCGCGGCUGUCACCGACACCAAGCCCAGCGGCCACGGCUCGCCCUCGGGCGACGCCGGCUCUCGCUCCGGCUCCACCAACGGCGACGACAGCGACAGUCUCAGCGCACAACUCGCAACCGUGCGUGGGCCCUUCACCGUCACCAAGAUCGACCCUUACCACAACCACCCGCUCGAAUCCAACCUAUCGCUCUCCAAAUUCGUGCUCACCAAAGUGCCUCGGAUUCUCCAAAACGAUCUCAAGUUCGACUCCAUCCUCGAGUCCCUCUGCAACGACGACGACAACACCGUUGCCAAGUUCCGCGUCUCCCAGUACGUCGAGGAAAGUGGAAUCCUUGAUAUUCUCAAGGAACGGUACGGACUUUCCGACCACGAUCUCGACAAAAAACUCUUGUCCCACAUCGCACGUCGUAUCACCACUUACAAAGCCCGUUUCGUGCUCAAGAAGAAGAAAAACGGCACCUAUGGCGUUUCUCCCAAUGCCAUGAGCAUGAGUGCCGCGGCCGCGGCUGCGGCCGCGAUCAGUGCCAAUGGAAGUGGAUCCGGUUCUGCUACUCCUCAACAACACCAUCACCAUCACCACCCACAACAGCAACAACAUCAUCACCACCCACAACAACACCAUCUCCACCACCAACAGCAACAACUCGGGUCUCCUGACCUGGACAAAAAACGUUCUUACUCCACCAACGAGCCUGUAUCGGACCAGGAUGACGACCUCGACACCCGCAAGCGUUCUCGUACCAACAAGAUAUCUACCGCGGUCAAGAUGGGGACGCGGUCCUCGCUUGUCAAUGACCCAGGUCUUGCCCAACUCGACGAUGCCAACGACUCCGAAGACAACAAGUUGCCCCAGGACGUGGCCGAACAGUUGCGUCUACUAAGCUCUCAUUUAAAAGAAGUUGAACAACAGCAACAACAACAAGAGCAAGAACAAGAACAUCAUCACCACCACAACCACGAGCAAGAGCCCCACGACCACGACCACGAUCAUGACCAUCUAACCAACCACCAACACCAUCUCCCUCACCAUCAACAAGAACAUCAUCUCAACCAUAACCGUUCACCUCGUCGUCAAGGUCAUCUUCGCGAAGAAGACGAUGAAAAUAUCCAACCUGAGCUAAGAGGGCAAUGA